This is a messenger RNA of Salvia hispanica, 1889 nucleotides long. The record is from RefSeq and is a predicted model, not a curated record. NCBI's taxonomy places the organism in Eukaryota, Viridiplantae, Streptophyta, Magnoliopsida, Lamiales, Lamiaceae.
UCCCCAUUUCCAUGCCCCAUCCACUUUAUCCUUAUUUUAUACCCACAAACACAAUCUCAUCUUAUUAUACCCUAUCUAGCUAAUCCCAUUUUAUAUAUAUUUGAAACAGAACCAACCCCUUGUUGUCUUUUAAUAUCAUCAAAUUGCUAAAUAGUGUAGUAGUAGUACCAAGUCCAAGAUUCCUCCCUCUUGUGUGAUUAUAAAGUGAGAUUUGUGUGUUUGAUGUGUGGGUCAUUUGAUUAGAUGGAUACUUUGUUUAGGCUGGUUAGUCUCCAAUCCGACCAAUCCAUUAAUUCUAGCCGAACCUCAAGUAGCUCGCGAUCGCAGAAUCACAACUACCAUCAUCAUCAAGACGAGGAAUGCCUCAACAACUAUUUCAUGGAUCAUGAAGAGGACUUCUCCUCCUCUUCCUCCUCCAAACACCACCAAAUCUCCACCACUGAUCACCACCGCCAUGCCUACGACCAAUCCUCCUAUAUUUCCGCGGCGCCGCACGACGUGAGCAUGGCAUUCUCCGGGCAAAACAAGUGGGCCACGGAGAUCCUUCUAGAAACAGCUCGAGCUAUUAGUGAUAAAAACACCGCUCGCUUUCAGCAGCUGAUGUGGAUGCUCAACGAGACGAGCUCUCCCUACGGCGACGUCGACCAGAAGCUCGCGGCUUACUUUCUACAAGCCCUCUUCAGCCGCAUGACCGACUCGGGCGAGUUGAACCGCCGCAAUUUGAUCUCGGCCGCCGAGAAGGCUGCGUCCUUCUCCGCCACCAGAGAGACCGUGCUCAAGUUCCAGGAGGUCAGCCCGUGGACCACGUUCGGCCACGUGGCCUGCAACGCCGCGAUCAUGGAGGCCGUGGAUGGAUCUGCCAAGAUCCACAUCGUCGAUCUCAGCAACACCUACUGCACGCAGUGGCCGACGCUGCUCGAGGCCAUCGCCACGAGAUCCGACGACACGCCGCACCUCCGCCUCACCACCGUCGUCGGAGGGCGCGGCGACGGCGCGAGCGCCGGCGCCGCCGCGGUGCAGCGCCUGAUGAAGGAGAUCGGGAGCAGGAUGGAGAAAUUCGCGCGGCUGAUGGGGGUUCCGUUCAAGCUCAACGUGAUCCACCACGCCGGAGACCUGUCGGAGCUCAACCUCGCCGCGAUCGGGAUCGAGGAGGACGAAGCCCUAGCGAUCAAUUGCGUCGGAUCGCUGCGAUCGGUGAGGGCUACGGGCAACAAUCGGGAUCAAUUGAUCUCCAAUUUCAGGAAAUUGAGGCCGAGGAUCGUCACAAUCGUGGAAGAGGAAGCAGAUCUGAACAUCGGCGACGGCGGUUACGAGUUCGUGAGGGGAUUCGAGGAGUGCCUGAGGUGGUUUAGGGUUUACUUCGAGGCGCUGGAGGAGAGCUUCCCGCGGGCGAGCAACGAGCGGCUGAUGCUGGAGAGGGCGGCGGGGAGGGCGGUGGUGGAUCUGGUGGCGUGCCCGCCGCAUGAGUCGGUGGAGAGGCGGGACGCGGCGGCGAGGUGGUGCCAGCGCAUGCAUGGAGGGGGGUUUAGGGCUUUGCCGUUUAAUGAGGAGGUGAACGACGAUGUGAGGUCGCUGCUGAGGAGGUAUAAGGAGGGGUGGACGAUGGGGCAGAGAGGGGAUGCCGCCGGAAUAUUCCUUUCGUGGAGGGAGCAGGCGGUGGUGUGGGCGAGUGCGUGGAAACCCUCGUAGGGCUGCUGUGCAUGACUCUGGGUAGUGUGCUGCGGAAAAUUAGUGAAUUGAUUAAUGGGUUUGAUUAAAUGAUUUUCUCCACAAAAAAUUAUUUUUAUCCUUUUCUUUUUGUGGCUUUUAUGUUUUUUUUUUUUGUUCUUUUCCAAUUUAUGGAUUGGUUUGAUCAAUUGAAUUAAUUGUCAUUAACAAUUUUGCGUAAA